UGACUACUUCAAAUAACCCUCUUUAAAACUUCAUCCCUCACCCACGCCCACAGAGCUCUGUCUCCACCAUAGCCAUGGCGGCGUCUCUCUCGCACAUCCCAAGCUUCUUCUCUCCGACCAUCAACCCCUCCUCCACCAAUCGAAUCCGCACUCUAUUCUAUUUCAAACCCUCAAUAACCCAACCCCACAAAUCAUUCGCAAUCCUCUGCUCCCGCCGCCCGGACUACAUCCCCCACCACAUUUCAGACCCAAACUAUGUCCGCAUCUUCGAUACAACUCUCCGAGACGGAGAACAAUCCCCCGGCGCUACCAUGACCACCAAGGAAAAGCUCGAUAUUGCUCGUCAACUUGCCAAACUCGGCGUUGACAUUAUUGAAGCAGGAUUCCCUGCUUCCUCCGAAGCAGACCUAGAAGCCGUUAAGCUAAUUGCAAAGGAGGUCGGAAAUGUCGGCGCCGAAGAGGGUGGCCAUGUCCCUGUCAUUUGUGGCUUAGCGAGAUGCAAUAAGAAUGAUAUUGAUAAGUCAUGGGAGGCUGUUAAACAUGCUAAGUUCCCUCGGAUACAUACCUUCAUUGCAACGAGUGAGAUCCACAUGCAGUAUAAGCUAAAGAUGUCGAAAGAACAAGUGAUUGAAAAAGCCAGAAGUAUGGUCGCAUAUGCUAGAAGUUUGGGCUGUAAUGACGUUGAAUUUAGCCCUGAAGAUGCUGGAAGAUCAGAAAGAGAAUUUCUAUAUGAGAUAUUGGGUGAAGUUAUUAAAGCAGGAGCAACUACUCUCAACAUUCCUGAUACAGUGGGCUAUAACUGGCCUCGUGAAUUUGGGCAACUCAUCGCCGACAUAAAAGCAAACACCCCUGGAAUCGAGAAUGUCAUCAUUUCUACUCAUUGCCAGAAUGAUUUAGGGCUUUCAACUGCUAAUACUCUAGAGGGUGCUUAUUCAGGUGCAAGACAAUUAGAAGUAACAAUCAAUGGAAUUGGAGAAAGAGCUGGUAAUGCUUCAUUGGAAGAGGUUGUAAUGACUCUAAAAUGCAAAGGAGAGUUAUUGGGUGGUUUGUAUACUGGCAUUAACACAAGACAUAUUGUCAUGGCUAGCAAAAUGGUGGAAGAAUACAGUGGACUAAUGGUGCAACCACAUAAAGCUAUUGUUGGUGCUAAUGCUUUUGCUCAUGAGAGUGGAAUCCAUCAGGAUGGAAUGCUAAAGAACAGAAACACAUAUGAAAUCAUGUCUCCUGAAGAUAUUGGACUUUACAGAUCUAAUGAAUCUGGUCUUACACUUGGAAAACUCAGUGGACGCCAUGCUUUGAAAUCUAAACUUUUUGAGCUUGGUUAUGACAUUGAUGGAAAGGAACUUAAUGAUCUUUUUUGGCGAUUUAAAUCCGUAGCUGAAAUGAAAAAGGUUAUAACUGAUGAUGAUUUAGUAGCAUUGGUAUCAGAUGAAGUAUUCCAGCCCCAAAUUGUUUGGAAGUUUGGAGAUGUUCAGGUUACAUGUGGGACCCUUGGUCUAUCUACAGCAACAGUUAAGUUAAUAGACAGUGAAGGAAAAGAACACAUUGCUUGCUCAACUGGAACAGGACCUGUUGAUGCAGCUUAUAAAGCAGUUGAUCUCAUUGUCAAGGCGCCUGUGAAACUAUUGGAGUACUCAAUGUCAGCAGUUACAGCAGGAAUUGAUGCAAUUGCAAGCACACGUGUUGUAAUUAAUGAAGAAAACAAUCAGACAACAACUCAUUUAACUGGAGGAAAGAAUGCAAGAUCAUAUAGUGGAACAGGGGCAUCCAUGGAUAUUGUGAUUUCAAGUGUGAGAGCGUAUGUUGGAGCUCUUAACAAGAUGUUAGGGUUGAAAAUGCAAUCAAAAUGAAAGUACAAUUUUAUAUAAUUGGGGGUGUGUAAUGUUUUCUUGUAGUAAAAUUAGGGCUUUCAUUGGAGGAUUUUAUUAUUAUUUUUUUUAAUAAUUGUGACAUAAAUUUGAGAAUUUUGGAUUUGUUCAGUUCUGUUGUGUAUUGAUGCCACUGGUG
This is a messenger RNA of Lactuca virosa, 2007 nucleotides long. NCBI's taxonomy places the organism in Eukaryota, Viridiplantae, Streptophyta, Magnoliopsida, Asterales, Asteraceae. The record is from the annotation of a GenBank genome assembly.